AUGAUCAUCGGUACGCAAAAUGUGCGCACAGUUGCACUUAUGUUCAUUGUGCUUAUUUAUUUAAUGCUUGGUGCUGCUGUUUUUAAUGCUUUGGAAUCUAAAAGAGAAAUUGCUAAUCGUCUUAUAUAUAAACAGAAAAUAGCUCGUAUUCUAUAUAGAACUGAUACAGUUCCAAAUGAAACUCUUUUUGUUAGUUUAACUACAGCAAUAUUUGAAAAUCGACAUUUUCGUCGUGGUACAGCUAAACAAUGGACAUUUCCAGGUGCUUUCUAUUUUUCCACAUUAGUUGUAACUUUAAUUGGUUAUGGUCAAACAACACCAAAAACAAUGGGCGGAAAAAUAUUUUGUAUGGUCUAUACCGUUGCCGGGGUGCCUCUAAAUUUAAUUAUGUUUCAAUCCGUUGGCGAACGAUUGAAUGCUAUUAUUUCAUUCGUAUUAUCACGUCUAAAACGUUUCUUAGGUCUUCGUCGACAGAAAGUAUCCGGUUUUGAAUUGAUCGCUGUAGAAUUUGGUAUGACAACAAUGCUUGUACUCUGCGGUUCAAUUGUUUUUAGUACAUAUGAAGAAUGGACAUAUUUCGAAUCAAUUUAUUAUUCUCUUGUUACUUUUUGGACUAUUGGUUUUGGUGAUAUGGUACCAUUGGCUAGUUUACAACGUAACGGUCAUUCAUUGUAUUCUCGUUGGGGAUAUUUUAUAUUUACUAUGUCAUUUAUAUUAUUUGGACUAGCACUUGUAGCUUCUUCAUUAAAUUUAUUGGUACUUCGUCUUGCUCAGUUUCAUUCCGAGAAUGGUAUUGGUGGUAUAUCAGCUCUUCUUGGUCGUAAUGAAGAAGAACUUAUAGCUGCUGCUAUUGCUGAACAUCGUGCAUCUAUUUGUCCUCAACAACGUAAUCGUAUAUGUUCGAAUACAAAUAGUCUUAAUCAAUCUCAUAAAGCAUUAUCACCAUUUCUCUCUCUAAAAACUAAUUCACGAUGGUCAUUAUCAUCAUCAUCAUCAACAUCAUCGGAUAAGAAAUCAGAUUUUAUUGUAAAUUCACAUGAUAAAACUUGUUGUUCUGCAUUUUCUUGUCUUAAUCGUGGAAAACGUAAACGACGAUAUUGGCAUUUACGACGUUCGCCUCAAAAUAUUAAACAUUUACUCUAUUUCAAUCAACUAUUGGAUAAUAAUAAAUUACAAUUUGUACGUAAAUCAUUGAUUUCUAAUCAAUAUCAUCAACAUCAUCAACAUCAUCAUCAUCAAAUUACAAAUCACGUACCUCGAAUAAACUCACAAAUGCAACAUAGAAUAUCAAUUUAA
Molecule: messenger RNA, 1296 nt
Organism: Adineta steineri
Lineage: Eukaryota; Metazoa; Rotifera; Eurotatoria; Adinetida; Adinetidae
Source: the annotation of a GenBank genome assembly